AUGGUGAUUCUGUAUAGCGACGGCAAGGAGUAUGUCACCGUGGUCGACAUGCUGCUGAACGGCUUAUUUGUCAACGGUGAGAAGCUAGGACUUAACGGCAAACGGGUGCUUCAAAGUGGCGAUAAGCUUGAGUUUGCCAAAGCUGGUGGUGUCUAUAUUUUUCGAUAUAUCCGUGACGCCGAGGCGGAGACGAAAGCGACGUUCUUUGACGAUUAUAUCUUGGGCGACCAGCUCGGUCUGGGCCACUACGCCGUGGUGAAAGAAGCCCGCGAGCGGGCGACGGGGGAAGUGGUGGCGGUAAAGAUUUUCCACCCAAAGAAGCAGCUGCUAAACCAAGAGUCCGACCAAAACGACCAGCGGCUCGACCAGGAAAUGGAGUUACUUUUGCUGAUCUGCCACCCCAACAUCGUCAAGUUUAAGGGUCGCUACGUGGAGCCGAUCAGCGAUACUGCCGUCACCAACUAUUUGGUGCUUGAGAAGAUGAAUCUGGGGGAGUUGUUCCAGCGCAUCAUCAACAAGGGGAAAUUGGGUCAGCUGGAGACUCGGGAAAUCUUCAAGCAGAUCCUCUCGGGACUCCAUUACCUCCACACUAAUCACAUCAUCCACAGAGACAUCAAGCCGGAAAACAUCCUCUUGGAUAUCACCCCCACCACCCAUCCUGACCAGCGGCCCCAUGGACCUUGGGAUGAAGGCGAACUCGACGUCAAGGUGAAGAUUGCUGAUUUUGGUCUUGCAAAAUUCAUUGGCGAGCUCCAAUUUACUCAUACGCUAUGUGGCACUCCUGCCUACGUGGCGCCCGAAGUGCUCACCAAGAACCGCAACUAUACCACUAAAGUCGACGUGUGGCUGGCUGGGGUGCUUCUCUACGUAUGUCUCUGUGGGUUCCCGCCGUUCUCGGAGGAGUUAGCGCCACCGUCGAUGCGGGAGCAAAUUACUUCCGGACGUUUCAACUUUUACAGUCCUUACUGGGACGAAAUCCACGACUACGCCCUCGACGUCAUUGCCAAGAUGCUUGUGGUUGACAGCGACUCCCGCUAUACCGUUGAGGACGUCCAGCACCACGCGUGGUUUGCCGACGACCUCGAGCUGGACGAGUCACAGCUCCAGAUACCCAGCUCAUUAGAAAUGAGCCAGACACAAUCGGAAACCAGUCAGGGGGAUAGCCACGGCCGCCGCAUCGCUACCCGCCACGACUCGGUGCCCAUCACGUUGAAGGAACGAGCAGAGUCGCUCAUCUCUGCCAAUAACUGA
Molecule: messenger RNA, 1251 nt
Organism: Diutina rugosa
Lineage: Eukaryota; Fungi; Ascomycota; Pichiomycetes; Serinales; Debaryomycetaceae
Gene: DUN1
Product: serine/threonine protein kinase
Exons: 1
Coding region: 1-1251 (416 amino acids)
Biological process (GO): protein phosphorylation; mitotic DNA damage checkpoint signaling
Cellular component (GO): nucleus
Molecular function (GO): ATP binding; protein serine/threonine kinase activity; protein binding
Source: RefSeq, a predicted model, not a curated record